UGUCACAACCGGGAGCCUGCGCACUGAGGCCACGGGGAUUUCCAGCAGUACAGCGGAAAAGCUUGGAGUUUAAAAAAUGCACAACAUCAUGAUCGUGACCUUCUCUGCCUGGUGACCUUGAAUUCACUACUUUUGACAGGGCAGAGGCUAGAGCUCCAGAUGCAACUCAGGACCACCAAACUGUGAACCACCAGCCCCCUCUGACCUCAUUUUAUUUCCCACAUUUUCCCUGGAGAGCCCACAUAGACUGCUAAUAAAAUUUACCAGAGAUGCCCCAAAGCAGAGGGUGGUCUUACAGGCAAAAGCCUAACCACCCCAAUUACCCUAAACCAGGAAGCAGUUAAGUUCAAUACUACUACCGAUCCCCUUUCGUCUUUAGAAUGGUGACCGCUUCCUGAUUGAGGCCAGAGGCGUUUUCUAGUGCAUUUCGCAAAAUCCUCAGCGGAGUCUAUUUGUGUGCAUGUCCUGAGAUGGCGGCAGAGAGGGGCUGCUGAGUGUCGUCCCGGUCCUUGGCAUGAGAGGGGAGUGUCACGGCUGAGCAGUUCACUGCUGCGCUGCCAAUGGAUGCUAAACUGCAAGAGGACCUGUUCCGGAGGUACGUGGCAUGCCUGGAGAGGCGGCUGGAGGACGGAGGGGGGAAUGCGGGCCCUGGGAAAGGCACAUCACAGAGGGGCAGCGAGGCCCUACUCUCCACGGCCACGGCCCUGCUGGGGGCCUACCAGCCAGACCCGGGCCAGAGGUUCCGCAUGGUGCGCUUCUAUGAGGUGGUGGAGAAUGCCAUGCGCUGCCUGAGAGGCUGCAGUCUGCGUGGCCUGGAGAGAGCCUUCCUCACCCUGGAGAUGGUCUGCACCAACCUGCUGCUCUUCCCCUGGAAGAAAGAGUUCCGCUGCAUCAAGACUUUCACAGGCCCGUAUGUCUACCACCUUCAGGCUGUCUUGUGCGACGCCGAUCUCCGUUCCCUCCUGCGUUCCAUGGGCUACUCCCAUGAACACGAGCUCCAGUUCCAUGUCCGGGACCACCCUGGUGGCCCGGCCCACCUCCGGCAGCUAGCCUUCGAACUCUUCCUGGCCCAGGCAGAGUGUCGUCUCCUUGGGGAGGUGGUGGCUCUGGCCCGGGGCUCAGCCUCUGAGCUGGAGGCCCUGGAGCAACGGAGGGGCUGCCGGGACGACGCAGCCGGCUGUGCCGAGGUCCUUCGGCGGCGGGACAGCCUCGGGGCUGACAUGGCCCGGCUCUCUGUGCGACCAGUGGACAUAGGUCACCCUCACCAUCUGAGGAGAGGGGGAAGGCCGUCCAAGUCAGUGGAUGUGACGGAUGGAGCUGGGCAUUGGCACACAGCCAGUAAGCCUGUCCUGAAAGCCUCUCUGAGCCUUAGGAAGGAACCUCUGUUUGUGGAUGCAGAGGAGGACAUGAAGGAUGAGAUCAUCAGGCCCAGCACCUCCAUAUCCAUGUUUUCUGUGGCUGCCCCGCCUUCUUUCAGCCCCUUGGCUGACUUCUUCCCUAUCCAAUCACCGCCCUCUGUUGAUGCCUACUCCUCCUACCACCUCUCCUCAUUGGAUGAGAUUGAUCUGUACACAGAGAGGGGUGGGCCUGGGGUUGGAGGUCGACAGACGCCUUCCAGACCUUCAUCCAGGGAACCCUGGGAUGCCAGGGAUGGCUGGGCGUUCAAAGCCCAUGGCGGACUCUCUUCUCUGGGGGUGAAGUGUCAGGGUUGUGGCCUGGGCUGCUCCAGCCUGGCCUCCUGCCCUAGGUGUGACAUGAUCUUGUGCCCGGCCUGUCGCGACAUCGACCCCUCCCCCUGUUGUGGCCUGCAGGAGUACCCAACCCCCAAAUCACCCCGCCCUAUGGAUGGCUACCUCCCAGUCAAGGAGAAGCUGUCAGUAUACUCCAACACCCACUCUCCCCACCCCCAUAUGCACCCUCAUCCCCUCACCCUCACCCAACAGCACACCCACCCCCACCCCCAGAUGGUAGAGAAACCCCUUAUGGCCACCAAGCUGUUUCCCAGCAAGUCGGUAGCCAAUGCUGACCGAGCAAGUCUGGGGGGGUCGCGGUGCGGGUUCUGUAACAAGCCGGGCGCGUCUCACACCUGUGUGAACUGCUCCAAGGUAUCGUGUGACUCGUGCAUUAGCCUGUACGGCAAAGACUUGUGCACACGUAAAAACCCCCAGCACAGCUUUGUCCCCAACCAUCAGCUCAACUUUAAGUCUGGAACCAUAUCACACCUGGUGUACCGAUGAGCAGGGAGUGAACUCUCUCACUUUCCUCUCACCCUUCGCUUGUACCCUUGCACUCUCCCCUGCCCUUUCUUUCCUCCCCUCCCUCAUAUCGUCUCUAUUAGAUGUAUGCCUCUGGAAUACAUACAUUACACAUGUUCAUAGGGAGUCCUCUCUCUCUGCCUUGUAAAAGAUCAUGCUUUUUUAACUGGUUCCUCCUCUUCCUUACUGCUCCACCCCCUCUAGCUUAGUCAUGUGACGUCGUAGGGCUUCCCAAUCCCUUAAAUCUAUUCCUCCUUCAAACGAAACGCGCCAGGCGGCUCGAAGGAAAGCCGCCCAAACAAAACACAAGCUGACAUAACUUGUCAGCCGAGGAGACUCCGUUAGAUGUGUCGUACAGAAGAGUUCUGAAACUGGAUUGUGUGCACUGAUGAACUUUUUAACCUUGAAAACCAAUAGGAAAGAACACUGAACUUACACUGGAAUUAAAUAGUAUAUAUUUUCAAUGGUUCAUUCCGUAGAUCAAUGUAAGACUGUUCGUUGGGUGGUGAAAGAGGCUGGAGUGAACAUUUGGUGUGGGGGUUGAUGCUUUAAAGGGAUAUUUUGAGACCGACUAUUAUGGCAACUGACCACUAUUUAAAGAACAAUCACUUGUACAUUUACCCUUAAAUAUUUAAAGUGUAUGGCUGAGGUUUACAUGCUGCUGUGGAAAUUGGAGAUGUUUUGUUGUAUCAGUUACAUUUUCACAACACACCUAAAUUCUCAUUGCUAUCAUGCUGAUAUGUCAUCCAGCUUCUUGGAGGUGGCUGUUGUUAGUAAUCCAAUAAACUGGAGGACCCUAAGAAAUGAAGUCUAAAGCCAGUGACAGUCCCGAAAAUAUAUAUGAACUUCACUCUUUGCUACACUGGCAUUUAGACACUACAGGGAGGAGUUUCUGUUUAUGACAGGGAGGAGUUUCUGUUUAUGACAGGGAGAAGUUUCUGUUUAUGACAGGGAGAAGUUUCUGUUUAUGACAGGGAGAAGUUUCUGUUUAUGACAGGGAGAAGUUUCUGUUUAUGACAGGGAGAAGUUUCUGUUUAUGACAGCUUACCCAGAUGGUAAUUCUCCCAACUGAUCUUCAGUUAGUGUUUUACAACCUGUUCCUUCUCCUAUUUACAGUGGGGUUUGAAACUAUUGACACCCUUGAUAAAGAUAAGCAAAAUAAAUCAAAUACUGAGCUAUACUGUCUGCUGAAAAGAAUGUGCCAAGAAUACCUAUUUUCAUGUCAAUUAACUAAUGUAAACACUUGGAGUUUACUGAAUGACAUUGGCAUUUGUUUUGUAGCUGCUGCUUUGGUCAGAGGUGAAAAUAAAUGUCUUUGGCCAUGCACACCAGUGGUGGGUUUGGCCUUGAAAUGAGAAUGCAGAAAAUAACAUUCUUACUGUAAAAUAUGGUGGUGGAUCUUUGAUGUUAUGGGGCUAUUUUGCUUCCACUGGUCCUGGGGCCCUUAAGGUGGGGGCGGCAGGUAGCCUAGUGGUUAGAGCAUUGGACGAGUAGCCAGAAGCAUUUCGCUACACUCGCAUUAACAUCUGCUAACCAUGUGUAUGUGACCAAUAAAAUUUGAUUCAGAAGGUUGCAAGAUCGAAUCCUCGAGCUGACAAGAUAAAAAUCUGUUGCUCUUCCCUUGAACAAGGCAGUUAACCCACUGUUCUUAGGCCAUCAUUUUAAAUAAGAAUUUGUUCUUAACUGACUUGCCUAGUUAAAUAAGGUCAACAGUAUCAUGAACUUUCAGCAACACAAUAAUCCCAAGUACACAUCAAAAUUCACAAAAAUUGUGCAAUUUUGCAAUGUCAAUCUGUCUCAGGACUUCUAUCCAAUUGAAAACCUGUGGUUUGUUUGAAUUGAAGAGGAACGUCCAUAAACAAAGGAUUCUGUAUAGAGCAAUGGUCUGUAUAGAGGAAUGGUCUGUAUAGAGCAAUGGUCUAUCAUCCCUUUGGGAAUUUUAUUUCUCUAAAUAGUUAUGUUAGUAUGAAAUAUAAAUUCCCUUUUUUUUGUGGCAUAAAAUAUUGCUCAGUAUUUUAAUUGAUUUAAUACAUUUUUGCUAAUCUUUAUAAAGGGUGUACAUUGGGGUGAAAUACUCUAUAACCCGACCCACAGUUCAGUUCAUUUACUUAAUAUGGGCAAACAGUAGCUGCAGGGGUGAUUUAGACUCUGCUACACAUAGGUCUACCUGUGGGCAAACGUCAUGACACUUCACACUUACAAAGUUAAACGUUCUGGCCAUGCUGCAAUCCUUAUGUGGUGAGUGAUGAAGAACACAGGACUGUAAAAUUCACAGUUUAAUAAAGAGACUUGUGGAUAAGG
Oncorhynchus masou masou (cherry salmon) is the source of this 4556-nucleotide messenger RNA. Its product is annotated as spermatogenesis-associated protein 2-like. NCBI's taxonomy places the organism in Eukaryota, Metazoa, Chordata, Actinopteri, Salmoniformes, Salmonidae. Gene Ontology annotation, cellular component: cytoplasm. The transcript is spliced from 3 exons. Gene Ontology annotation, biological process: regulation of tumor necrosis factor-mediated signaling pathway; protein K63-linked deubiquitination; protein linear deubiquitination. Bases 561 to 2237 code for a protein of 558 amino acids. The record is from RefSeq and is a predicted model, not a curated record.